UUUGACCCUCCCACGCAUCAUACUCUCAUAUAUCAAAUGCGACUGGCGCAUUAUACUCCACUUAUGCACUCCAACGGGCUCCAUUGAGCACUGGGUUGUCUCCGAGAGUCAGGGGAAAUUGAAGUGCAGAGACGAGAGGAGUAGUGGGUGGGGUAAUCUCUGGGCGCUGGGAGCGAAACCUCGCACAAGCCGAAACAUAAACAUUAAUGUCAGCAGCAGGAAGACUAUGUCA
Molecule: messenger RNA, 232 nt
Organism: Tuber aestivum (summer truffle)
Lineage: Eukaryota; Fungi; Ascomycota; Pezizomycetes; Pezizales; Tuberaceae
Source: the annotation of a GenBank genome assembly